AUGGCUAGAAUAAUACCCUCUGUUACUGAAGCUCUUCAUCCCUCCAAUAUCAACUCAAAAGCGUUAGUAAAGUUGGUGACCACCGUGUAUUAUGGCACAAUAGUCCAUACCCCAGCUCUUAAUCAAUUACAGGUAUUUCCUAACUGUGCGGUAGUGGUAGGAAGCUCCGGCUCUAUCAUAAACUUGAUCCCUAAUUGCUCUUCCAUUUCUGACGUUUUCACAAAGUAUAACCCAGAGCUUGAUCAGAAAUCAACAAAGAUCGUCGACAUCUCCGGAAACCCUUAUCAAUUCUUUUUUCCUGGGUUUGUCGAUACUCAUAUCCAUGCUCCCCAAUUCCCUAAUGCCGGUAUCUUUGGUAACUCCACCCUACUUGAUUGGCUCGACACCUAUACUUUUCCAUUGGAAGCUUCUUUUGAGAAUUUACACAAGGCUAACAAGAUUUACUCCAGGGUCGUCCAUCAGACCCUCCAAAAUGGCACCACCACCGCCUCGUAUUUCGCAACCAUCCAUCCGGAGGCUACGAAGUUAUUAUCCAACAUUUGCUUCAAGAAUGGCCAGAGAGCCCUAAUUGGUAGGGUCUGUAUGGAUGAUAAUUCCCCUGAUUUCUACUCAGAGUCACACGAGGAUAUGAAGACCAAUACCGUUGAUGUUUGCAAUCAUAUCAAGCAACUUGGUGCAACUACAGAUCAAGAAUGCGACGCCAUAAUCUUGCCUACUUUGACCCCACGAUUUGCCCCUUCUUGUACCGCAAAGACUUUGGCAUGGUUGGGUGAUUUUCGGGAAGAAAAAAAAUUACAUGUUCAAUCCCAUGUAUCAGAAAAUAUCGAUGAAAUCAAACUUGUCUCAUCACUCUUCCCAGAUGCAUCUUGUUAUACCGGAGUUUAUGAAGAUUAUAAUUUGUUAGGCGCUAAAACUGUCCUUGCUCAUGGUGUUCACUUGACCCCUUUGGAAAUAUCCAUCCUUCAUAAAAACCAAUCGGGUAUUUCCCAUUGUCCAAUAUCCAAUAGUUCGCUUACCUCGGGGGAAACAAGAGUUCGUCAAUUACUUAACUCUGGAAUUAAAGUCUCUCUUGGGACAGAUAUGUCUGGGGGUUUUUCACCUUCGAUUUUGUCAUCGGCUAGACAAGCUCACUUGGUGUCACGUCACCUAGCCAUGAAAACCAAAAAGGAAGAAGACAAAUUAUCCGUCAAUGAUGUGCUUUAUCUUGCCACAAAAGGUGGAGCGCAAUGUCUUGAUAUGGAAUCCACUAUUGGGGACUUUGGUAAAGGGAAAAAAUGGGAAUGUCAACUUGUUGAUUUAAAGAGUACUGGCUCACAGAUCGAUAUUUUUGAUUGGCAAUUGCCAGAUUACUUGAUCCAGAGAGGAGGAUAUCAUUUAAAAAUUGCUGGAAGGGAGUUGCUCAAUUCCGAUGACUAUUUCCAGGAUUUCCAUGGUGUUGGCCUUUCAAAAUUUGAUAAUAAUGAGGAACAUAAAUGGAUCAAUGAUGAUGGUACGUUUAUUGAUGCCGAUCAAUCUAAGUUUGAAGAUUUGAUUGCCAAGUGGUUAUUCAAUGGCGAUGAUAGAAAUACAACUAAGGUUUACGUAAAUGGUAGAUGUGUGAUUGAUAAGACAGAAUAA
Molecule: messenger RNA, 1617 nt
Organism: Saccharomycopsis crataegensis
Lineage: Eukaryota; Fungi; Ascomycota; Saccharomycetes; Ascoideales; Saccharomycopsidaceae
Gene: GUD1
Product: guanine deaminase
Exons: 1
Coding region: 1-1617 (538 amino acids)
Biological process (GO): guanine metabolic process
Cellular component (GO): cytosol
Molecular function (GO): guanine deaminase activity; zinc ion binding
Source: RefSeq, a predicted model, not a curated record